GGUAGGGUUCGUUGUCCAGUGCCAUGACAACAGCCGAAGCCGUGGGAGGGAGGCCGGGCCUACCCCCUUGCAGUGAAAGAAGAUGUCCUUGUUUAAAGCCCGAGAUUGGUGGUCCACCACGCUAGGAGAGCAAGAAGAAUUUGAUCAAGGGUGUCUGUGUGUCGCCGACGUCGACAAUAGUGGAAGUGAAAACAAUAAAAUAAUCGUGGGCAGUUAUAUGGGUUACCUCAGAGUCUUUUCCCCCCGUCCUGUGAAAACAGGAGAAGGAGCACAAGCUGAAGAUUUGCUCUUAGAAGUAUAUUUACAAGACCCAAUUCUGCAAGUGGAAGUGGGGAAAUUUGUUUCUGGCACUGAACUGCUUCAUUUGGCCGUGCUUCAUCCUAGAAAAUUGUGCGUGUACUCCGUUUCAGGUACUUUGGGUAAUGUGGAACAUGGGAACCAGUAUCAAGCCAAGCUUAUGUAUGAACACCAUCUUCAGCGAACAGCCUGCAAUAUGACUUAUGGAUCAUUUGGCGGCGUGAAAGGUCGAGAUUUAAUCUGCAUUCAGUCGAUGGAUGGGAUGCUUAUGUUGUUUGAACAAGAGAGCUAUGCUUUUGGCCGAUUUCUACCUGGAUUUCUUCUACCCGGCCCUCUCACUUACAAUUCCCGAACAGAUUCCUUCAUCACUGUUUCUUCUUGUCGACAAGUUGAGAGUUACAAGUACCAAGUGCUGGCAUUCGCAACAGAUGCAGAUAAGAGGCAGGAGACAGAGAGGCAAAAACUCGGUUAUGGAAAGAGACUGGUGGUGGAUUGGACUUUAAACAUUGGGGAGCAGGCCCUGGAUAUACGAAUCGUCUCCUACAGUCAGUCGACUUCCUCUAUUUUUGUUCUUGGGGAGAGAAACUUCUUUUGCCUGAAGGAUAAUGGACACAUUCGAUUCAUGAAGAAACUUGAUUGGAGUCCAAGUUGCUUCCUCCCAUAUUGCUCAGUGUCCGAAGGAACAAUAAACACUUUGAUUGGAAACCAUAAUAACAUGCUGCAUGUUUACCAGGACGUGACACUGAAGUGGGUCACUCAGCUUCCACACAUUCCUGUGGCAGUAAAAGUGGGCUGUUUGCAAGAGCUCAAAGGGGUGAUUGUGACGCUGAGUGAUAACGGCCAUCUGCAGUGCUCCUACCUUGGAACCGACCCCUCUCUGUUCCAAGCUCCAAAAGUGGGGUCUAGGGAAAUAAACUAUGAAGAGCUCGACGUGGAAUGGAAAGCACUACAGAAAACCAUCAAGGAAGUUUCCAAAACCCAAGGUACUUUACCCCCAGCUAAGAAAGAAGAUGAUUUGGCUAUUGUUGCCAUGGUUUCACCUAGCCUGGAUGCAAUUUCGCAAGCCUUUGAGAGCAAGGUGGAUAUGGAGAGUGUCCCGUCUGUUACAGUGAAGGUCAUCCUGCAGAGCCGGGUGGCACUGAAGAAGCCCAAGUUAUCCGUCUGCGUUCCUCCUCCAUUAGCGCUGACCCACGAUCACUUCAUCUUUGAUUCCAUGGAGCCAGAGAUAUCUAAAACAGUAGCCCUAUCCGUCUUUCUGAAGGGAAAUCACCCACCAGCAGAACUGGAAGGAUGUGCUUUAGUCUCGUACAGCACACCGACAGAUCUCAAUCCUGAUGGUAUCCCUCGAGUUCUCCAAUGCAAAUUUCGCCUGCCCCUCAGGUUAAUAUGCUUUCCAGCCCAACCUUCCAAAACUGCAACCUACAAAGUAACCAUUGAUACCAACAAACCUCCAGCGAAUCUUUUCAAUCUCUUCCCAGACUUUGCCGACGGGUCAGACGAUGAUCAGGUGAACGUGCUGGGAUUUCAUCUGAUAGGUGGUUCCGUAGUCACCCUUCUCGCUUCCAAGACUUCUCAACGAUAUAGAAUCCAGAGUGACCAGUUUGAAGACCUGUGGCUGAUAACGGAAGAGCUUACUCUUCGUCUUAAACAGCAUUUUGAGAAGCAGGAAAUGAAAGAUUUUACAUGUUCCUUUUUUGGGACUGUUCCUCUCCAAGAAUUCUUCGAAUCAAUUGAUCACCAUUUUGAGCUGCGGCUGAAUGGUGAAAAAUUAGAAGAACUGUUGUCAGAAAGAGCCGUACAGUUCAGAGCCAUUGAACGUCGACUGCUGACAAGAUUCAAGGAUAAAACUCCCGCUCCUCUCCAACACCUGGAUACCCUGUUGGAUGGAACAUACAGGCAGGUAAUAGCUUUAGCAGAUGCGAUGGAGGAAAACCAAGACAAUCUGACCCAGGCAUUCACCAAAUUGAAGAGCACCACCCAUCUGAUGAUCCUGCUGAUUGGGCUGUGGCAGAAGCUCAGUGCUGACGAAGUUGCUAUUUUGGAAGCAGCGUUUUUGCCACUACAGCACGACUCUCAAGAGCUGGGUUGGGAAGAAACUGUGGACGCUGCCAUCUCUCACCUGUUGAAAACAUGCCUAUCCAAGAACUCAAAGGAACAGGCCUUGAACCUCUCCGGCCAACUGAUCAUGCCCAAGGACACGAAUCGGUUGAAGAAACACAUCACCUUGCUCUGCAACAGGCUAGCCAAAGGAGGCCGCCUCUGCUUGAGUUCCGACACCGCGGCUCAGCCGACCGCUCUCAUGCCAGGUAGCUGUGCGACCAUCCCAGAGUCAGACCUAGAGGAGAAACUUCUGGAACAGGACCCCCAAGCUGUAUUUACCAACUCCAAGCACCCCAGUCCACAGAACCCCAUUCCAGAGGAAAGUCGGCUUCCAGACGAUUAGGGCGUGGACGGAGGCUCCUUCAGCAUCGCUGUGCUCCACAGUGAGCCGACCGCCGAACCCGGUUCCCGUGGGAGAGCGCGUCAUGUCCGGGCGCGGACGGGCUGAAGAACCGUAACCAAAAAAAAAUCUGCUAAUCAACACAUCUGUUGUUCACAGAGUUGUUCACAGACGGGCUGAAGAAUCGUAACCCCCCAAAAAUCAGCUAAUCAACGCAUCUGUUGUUCACGGAGUCUUAAAAUGGAGUGAUCACGGAGUGAUAAUGGCUCAAGUUGAGUGGUUUUGCUUUAUUUCAAUAAAAUUGUAUUUUUGA
Messenger RNA from Tachyglossus aculeatus (Australian echidna), 3050 nucleotides. It is a transcript of the gene BBS9, whose product is annotated as Bardet-Biedl syndrome 9. Gene Ontology annotation, cellular component: BBSome; membrane. Gene Ontology annotation, biological process: cilium assembly. Bases 83 to 2740 code for a protein of 885 amino acids. Lineage: Eukaryota; Metazoa; Chordata; Mammalia; Monotremata; Tachyglossidae. The record is from RefSeq and is a predicted model, not a curated record. The transcript is spliced from 23 exons.